Messenger RNA from Dermacentor albipictus, 1408 nucleotides. Its product is annotated as protein lifeguard 1-like. The record is from RefSeq and is a predicted model, not a curated record. NCBI's taxonomy places the organism in Eukaryota, Metazoa, Arthropoda, Arachnida, Ixodida, Ixodidae.
GAGUAAUCUUGUCAUGAAACUCUGCAGUGGGUGUGUGCCAUGAAUAGAAUUCGCGAGCAGUGAGGAAGACAAAGAGACGCCGGCUGCCCAGUCCCACUGUUCCACCAGCGGAUUGCAGCGUCCGUCUACCGACUUUAUCAGAUUCGUCACCUGGGACCCUUCUCUAAAUUUUGUAUCAAGAUGAGACAUCCCGCCCCUGGCCCCGGCUACGCCCCGAGUACGGGGAGGGCAACUGAUGUCGAGGUGGGCAUACCUCCCGGCGAAUCCCCCAUGGAAAACCCCUUCGCCGACAAAUACGUGCGAAUAGGUUUCAUCCGAAAGGUCUACGCGAUUCUCUCCGUGCAGAUGCUGCUAACAACGGCCAUCGUCGCUGCUUUUGUGUUUGUGCCGGAACUCAACAAGAUUGCGAAGAUGAAUAGCUGGAUUAUGAUUGCCGCGUCGUUAGCAGGCUUGGUUCUGCUGCUUGUUCUUACCUGCUGCGGGGACCUGCAGCGCUCCUUCCCGAUCAACUUCAUCCUGCUCUUUCUGUUCACGAUCUGCGAAGCGGUGGCAUUGGCCGUCGUAUGCGUGUUUCACAAGCGCGACGAAGUUUUCAUGGCAGUAGCAGUGACAGCGACAGUGUUCAUCCUGCUGACGAUUUUUGCGAUGCAAACAGCCAUCGAUUUCACGGGAUGCACUGUCGUCGCGUUUGUCCUCUUUAUACUCCUGAUGAUCUUGGGACUCGUGGCUAUGUUUUUCCGGUCAAAACUGAUUCAGAUGGUCUACGCCUGCUCCGGAGCUGCGAUAUUCUCUUUUUACAUCGUCAUGGACACGCAACUCAUCACGGGCGGCGCAAAUCGGGCCCACUCACUAUCGCCAGAGGAUUACAUCGCGGGCGCCCUGAUGCUCUACGUCGACGCCAUCAACUUGUUCCUCUACAUCCUGCAAAUAAUUCAGCAGUUGAAAGGCGACAACUGAAUUGGAAGGGGGCGCUGCGGCCUCUGUCGCCGUCACCACCUCCGCGCGCUUUGCGGCAGGCAGGACUUACUGCAGUGCCCAACGAGGGGGCGAUGCGUUUGUGACUCCCGUUCAUCGUCAGCGUCGCCUACGAUAAAGAAAAUUUUGGAAAUGCUUUGGUGCAAAAGACGCCCGUGAUUUUAGUGAAUAAUUAGAAACCCCCAUAGCCCCUCGCCAACUAAGGUUUCGCUCAAAGCACGCGCUCGGUUUGAUUACCUGAUCCACCCACGUUCUCCCUGCGGAAAUAUUGUACGCGAUACAUUGAUGCGGAAUUUACGCGGUUCUGCGGUUUCCGCAAAAGUCGCACGCUAAGCGGUGAUCCUCUCCUCCGCUCCAGCUUGGUCGUGGCGGAAGGAAAGGCUUACCGCAAGGCAAUUUUGCCUUUGCGUGUAGCUAAAAUUAUCCGAUUCGA